Brenthis ino (lesser marbled fritillary) is the source of this 1371-nucleotide messenger RNA. The record is from the annotation of a GenBank genome assembly. NCBI's taxonomy places the organism in Eukaryota, Metazoa, Arthropoda, Insecta, Lepidoptera, Nymphalidae.
AUGUCGCCUCUAAAUCGUAAUGGUUUAAAUAUAGUUAAUAUCGACGUGAAAGAUGUGAGGUUCCCAACAAGUCUUGGGGGCCAUGGAUCUGAUGCUUUGCACACAGAUCCCAAUUACUCCUGCGCAUACGUCACAACCACGACUGAGAACGGCAAGCAAGGCUACGGGCUCACCUUUACUUGUGGACGAGGCACUGAGAUCGUCGUUUUAACUAUCCGCUCUUUGAAGAAGUUUAUCCUAGGACGAAAUGCGGCGGACAUUUUUGCAGAUUUUGCUGGUUUCUGGCGCGCAAUCACCAAUGAUUCUCAAAUGAGAUGGCUUGGACCUGAGAAAGGUGUCGUACAUUUGGCCGUUGCUGCUGUUCUGAACUCUUUAUGGGAUUUGUGGGCAAGAUUAGAAAAUAAGCCACUUUGGAGACUCUUAGUUGAUAUGUCACCAGAGGAGCUGGUGUCAACAAUAGAUUUUCGUUAUAUAACUGAUGUAAUUACAAAAGAAGAAGCUACUAUAUUAUUAAAAGAAAAGCGUGUUGGAAAAGAUGAAAGAGUAAAAGAAUUAUUAGAAAAAGGUUACCCAGCGUAUACCACUCAAGUAGGUUGGUUGGGUUACAGCGACGAACUAGUGCAGCAACUGUGCAAUAAAUAUUUAAGUCUUGGAUUUAAACACUUCAAAGUAAAGGUUGGACUUAAUAUAGAAGAUGACUACAGAAGAUGCAGCGCUGUGCGCAGAUCUAUCGGAAAUGAUAAAUUUUUGAUGGUAGAUGCAAAUCAAGCAUGGAGCGUAGGCGAGGCUAUAGAAUGGAUGAAGAAAUUGUCUCCCUUGAAGCCAAUGUGGAUCGAAGAGCCGACUUCGCCAGAUGAUGUACUGGGACACGCGGCCAUAGCUCGAGCAUUGAAGCCCUACGGCAUCGGCGUGGCGACGGGCGAGAUGUGCGCCAACCGCGUCAUGUUCAAGCAGUUCCUGCAGAGCGGCGCCAUGCAGUACUGUCAGAUAGACUCCGCGCGGAUCGGCGGUAUAAACGAGAUACUUGCGGUUUAUCUGAUGGCAGCUAAACUUAAUGUAAAGGUCUGCCCACACGCGGGCGGCGUAGGUCUCUGCGAAAUGGUACAGCACUUACAGUACUGGGACUACGCGUGCGUGUCCACCACUAUGGAAGACCGCCUCAUAGAGUAUGUGGACCAGCAACACGAACACUUCUACGACCCCUGUGUUGUGGAGAACGCUAGAUAUAUGGCACCUAAGUCACCCGGAUACAGUACGCAAUUUCUACCGGAGACGUUAGAAAAAUUCUCAUAUCCCAAUGGAAGUGAAUGGCAGCGAAUGUUCAAAGAAGGCAUAUUCCCUUUGCCAGACGAAGCGGAACGUGUUAAUGUG